Molecule: messenger RNA, 9052 nt
Organism: Asterias rubens (European starfish)
Lineage: Eukaryota; Metazoa; Echinodermata; Asteroidea; Forcipulatida; Asteriidae
Product: unconventional myosin-Va-like
Exons: 40
Coding region: 2348-7987 (1879 amino acids)
Biological process (GO): vesicle transport along actin filament; actin filament organization
Cellular component (GO): vesicle; cytoplasm; actin cytoskeleton
Molecular function (GO): actin filament binding; ATP binding; microfilament motor activity
Source: RefSeq, a predicted model, not a curated record
AUCUGUUCAGCGAAGUCUUUUCUCAGUCCGUUAACAUGUGUUAACUUAACAGCUGGCCCUCACGCCAUGCAGGGUACAUCAUCGUGUGUCAAUAGCUCACCUGUGUACCUUGACAUUUCCCUAUAGCUUUAAUCCAGAUACUCCCACGGUCCAGCGUAUCGGAAUGAGUGUGUUACAAAUUCGCAAAGUAUCCAUCCUGCAGAUCCACCAUGCUGGCAUUUACAUAUGUGUAACAACAACUGUUUAUAAUCCCACGCCCUUAAAUUGUCCAAGUAAUUAAAAAUUCAGUCUGAUUUUUGCUGGUAGUGUGAGGCAAAGACAACAGCAGUGUGUCAUCAGGUAUGUUGUAGCUUCACUCCGAUCCCAUGUCAGUCUGUGCAACAUGAGAUGGUAGUCGUACACCAUCAACCAAGCAUAUCUCUCAUCAUCUGCACAGUUGGUGGAAGGAUCCUGAAGUUUUGUUCUUCUGUCCGUUUUAACAUCGAAUGACUAUAAGCAGCAGUCCACAGCCACGACAUCCGUCCACCCACUGAACAUUUGUUUCGUCUUGUCAAGUGUUUUCUGGGUGCUCACCUUGGCCAAUGCUGAUCUGUGAGAUUUAACACUGAUUACGGGAUCAACAGUUACAUAGUGUAUAGCAGCGUGUUUUGAUUAGGAGCGAUUAGUAUUUAUAUGUAGAUGAGUUUCGGAGGUCAUUGGGUCUUCAUUCACUCUUUGCUCGGAGUACGGUGUAGGACAUUCACUCUCACUCGUUGCUUGUAAUGGAGUCGCUGAACGAGAAUAAUUUAGUGUUUUGACGACUCAAAGUGGCAGAGUGUGAACACCGGAGCUGGACUUAUAAAACUUUGAAUCUAUCUUGUCAUCCAGUAAGCUGUUUAUGAUUUGAUUGUUAUGGUUAUAAAGUUGAUGCAGAUUUGUACAUGGAAUACAUGUUGUGAUACCAGAGUGAUCUGACGCCGGUGCAUUUAGUCUGGUUGAUAGUGUGAAUGUGUGAACGGUGUCUGGGACCAUAGGAGAGGGUUAGGCUUCAAACUCAGUUUGCACUUGUUGGAUUGGAGGAGUUAACUUAUUUUUAGGAGUGUUUUUUUUGUGUGACAUCAGUCAGUUUUAUGAGGACAUCACUCUAUGACGGAGCCUGCAUAAUUCUUGCGGUCUACACGUACAUCGUGAUCGCUGGUGAACGCCAAGGUCUUGUCCAUGACUCAUUUGAUUCAUCAAAUAAGUAUCUUGUGGAAUAACAGUGAACAUUCGAACAUUAGCGCAAAGUAAAAAGCACCGAAGAAAACAAAGCAUGAUAAAGGAAACAGGAAAUUAAAUGUCUUAAAAGCUUGCUGAAAUGCACUUAUUUUGUUCAAGCUCAGAUUGAUGGAUACAAUACACAAGACCUUUGUACAUUAGAGGGGAAUCAAUUGGAAGUGUGUUUACAAUUCUCAGCCAGCUUUGGGCCAGGAACGACAAUACAGAAAUGUUCACAUGCACACCAUGUUGACAAUUUUCCAACUCUCUCGAAGGCGCGUGAGAAAACCUGUUGGUUGAACUUCAGCGCACACAUUUUUUUUAUUGAUGUUUCGCAUGGUGGAUUUCCAUUGUGGCCGCAGAACACGAAUACAAAAUUUGGAAAGUAGGAUCUUUGAAGUUUGUGACAAUUGAGGCUGUGUUCGGGGGUAAGGCUGCGGCAGUCAAUAUUUACUGGAAAGAGAUUUUUUUUUUUUGUCAAAGCAAAUGCUUUGAUCCCCAAAAGUUGAGGCAUUCAGUUCACUAGUUGGAGAUAAAAACUGAGUGGGACAGGUAUUGUGUUGGCCAACCAUUGCUAGAGCAAUUUUGGGGAAAACUGUAAAAUCUUUGGAAUUUUUAUAAUGGUGAUUUCCUGUGGAUUAUAGCUAGAAGACUUCCGUCCAGAGUCUUCAGUGAAUCAGAUUUUUGGUGGAGCUAACUAUAAGCAAGGGGGAAAAAAGAGGUGGCCUUUUGUGGAUGUCAUAAGUGCAGAGGUUGGCAAGCUCAAGGUAAUUCAGAAAUCAGACACUGCAAAUCACCUCUGACAAGAAUCAUAUUGCAUCCAGGGAUUUGUUGUGUGUUGAUCAACAGGCUCGCCAUGAGUGCUGCACUUUUGGAGAAGUUUUUAUGAAAAGGUUCACCACCUUUGACCUUACGACCAUAUGUUUGCUCCAUCCAAGGAUUUCUUCUAGCAUUGCAUCAGAACUCCAGCUUUCUCAGUUGAAAUCAAUCGUAAUUUCUUGGAAUAUGUAAUGGAAACUUAGUGUGGUGGUAUGCUGUGGAUAGUACCAGCGUGUAUUGUGAACACCAUUUAUUUGUUGGAUUUAUGUAACGUUCAACUCGGGGAGUGAAUAUGGCGCUUGAUUGGGCUGGUAGAUCAGUGAACUACACUCUGGUUGAUACAUUCGUAUACUGCAAAGGUGCCCGCGUAUGGGUACGCGACCCCGAGCUCGUCUGGAAAGGAGGGGAACUCAAAAAAGACUACACAAUCGGAGAUAAACUUGUUGAUAUCGAGCUAGACGAUGGAGGGGAGAAAAGCCUUCCACUAAAGAGCAAGGAUGACCUGCCACCAUUACGGAAUCCAGACAUUCUCAUUGGGGAGAACGACCUGACGUCUCUAAGUUACCUCCAUGAACCCGCCGUGCUCUUCAAUCUACAGGAACGCUUUAUACGAAGCAAUGCAAUCUACACAUACUGCGGCAUCGUGCUGGUGGCAAUCAACCCCUAUCAGCAGCUGCCCCUGUACGGUGAGGAUGUCAUCUAUGCCUACAGGGGGCAAGACAUGGGGUCCAUGGACCCCCACAUCUUCGCUGUGGCUGAGGAGGCCUUCAGGAAAAUGUCCAGGUUUGAUCAGAAUCAGUCGAUUAUCGUCAGUGGGGAGAGCGGGGCAGGCAAGACGGUAUCGGCCAAGUAUGCUAUGAGAUACUUUGCCAUGGUGGGCGGUUCAACAGCCGAGACGCAGAUCGAGAAGAAAGUACUUGCGUCAAAUCCCGUGAUGGAGGCCAUCGGCAAUGCAAAGACCACCCGCAACGACAACAGCAGUCGCUUCGGCAAGUACAUUGAAAUCAGCUUCAACACCCAACACCACAUCAUCGGCGCCAAUAUGAGGACGUACCUCUUGGAGAAAUCACGUGUCGUCUUCCAGGCUGAGGAGGAGAGGAAUUACCAUAUCUUCUAUCAGCUGUGUGCAUCCUGCAAUCUCCCUGAGCUGGCUGCACUCAAACUGGGUCACCCUGAUGAGUUUUUCUACACCAGCCAGGGAGAGAGCCCAACUGUUAAUGGCGUUGACGAUUCAGUAACAUACGAGGAAACAAAAGAUGCCAUGGCCUUGCUAGGUUUUCAGCAAGAUCACAUCAAACAGAUAUUCAGAGUAGUGGGUGCUGUGUUACAUUUUGGAAACGUUGAAAUCGCUCCAGGAGAGCAUGAAAGCAGUAAAAUAGAAAAAAACAAUGAGAACCUACCGGUGCUGUGUGAUCUACUGGGGAUUGAGGAGGUGCAGAUGAUGAAAUGGCUAUGCAAUCGUAAGAUCAUCACCGUUAAAGAAAUCCUGACCAAGCCACUCACCAGAACACAGGCUAUAAUUUCCCGUGACGCGCUGGCCAAGAAAAUCUACUCUGAGCUCUUCACGUGGAUCGUGGGACAGAUCAACAAGAUUAUCCAACCGCUGGCUAAGUCCAAGAGCUUCAUAGGAGUCCUUGAUAUUUAUGGGUUUGAGAUGUUUGAAAUCAACAGUUUUGAGCAGUUCUGUAUCAACUAUGCAAAUGAGAAGCUCCAACAGCAGUUCACACAGCACGUCUUCAAGUUGGAGCAGGAGGAGUACGUGAAGGAGCAAAUCGAGUGGUCAUUCAUUGAUUUCUAUGACAACCAGCCGUGUAUCGAUCUCAUUGAGAAUAAACUGGGUAUUCUAGAUCUGCUGGAUGAGGAAUGCAUGAUGCCCAAAGGAUCUGACGAUAACUGGUGCCAGAAACUGUACAAGAGCCACUCCAACGCCAAGCACUUCUCCAAACCAAGGAUGUCUCAGAGUGCGUUCAUCAUUCAUCACUUUGCCGACAAGGUGGAGUAUCAGUCAGACGGGUGCGUGGAGAAGAACAGAGACAACGUCAAUGAGGAACACCUUAAUAUCCUUAGAGGAAGUCAGUUUGAGUUUGUGGCAGACUUGUUCCGAGAGAAGAAAAUGUCUCAUGAGUCGUCAGCGUCGUCUAGAAAGGCCGUGGUCAAGUCUGGACAUGGCCCAGCCAUCAAGAGCCAGAAGACCUUCAAAUCAUCUGUCGGAAGUCAGUUCCGUGAGUCGCUAAAGUACCUGAUGGAGAAGUUGAAUGCAACAACUCCUCACUACGUACGUUGCAUCAAACCCAACGACACAAAGGCUGCUUUCGAGUUUGAAUCCAAGAGGGCGGUAGAGCAGUUGAGAGCCUGUGGUGUUCUGGAGACCAUUAGAAUCAGUGCGGCUGGUUAUCCAUCCAGGUGGACAUACGGAGAGUUCUUCACUCGCUACAGGGCGCUCAUGGUACCCAAGGAAGUCAAUCGCAAAGAUGUACGGGGCACCAGUGAAAAGACACUAAAGAGAUUAAUAUCAGACCCAGACAAAUACCAAUUCGGCAAAACCAAAAUCUUCUUCCGCGCCGGGCAGGUUGCCUACCUAGAGAAACUACGCGCUGAUAAGUUGAGGGCGGCAUGUGUCUUGAUGCAGAAAACCGUCAGGGGCUGGGUACAGAAGAAGAAGUACAACCGCCUCCGCAGCUCCACCAUUAUUGUGCAGAAGAUCAUUCGAGGAUUCCUUGCAAGAAGGCUCACCCUACACAUUCGUCGCACAAAUGCUGGCACCCGUAUUCAGAAGAGUUGGCGUGGCUACAACCAGCGCCAGAAGUACCUCCACGUGCGCAGGGCCAUCGUCACCAUCCAGGCCUUCACGCGGGGUACAUACGGCCGACGUCACUUCACCAAGGUGCUGCGAGAGGCUAGGGCCACGACGAUCCAGAAGACGGCGCGGGGCUGGCUGGCCAAGAAGAAGUACCAGAAGACGAGGAAGGCCAUCAUUCUCAUCCAGUGCUGCACACGUAGGAUGUACGCUAAGAAAGAACUCAAGAAGCUUAAGAUUGAGGCUCGCUCGGUGGAACACUUGAAGAAACUCCAGAAGGGUAUGGAGAAUAAGGUCAUAUCCUUGCAGCAGAAGGUCAACGAGUUGACUAAAGAGAAGAAGGAACGCGAAGAUCAAGAUGUGACGAUCGAGAAGCUGCGAUCCCAGGUGAAGUCCAUGGAGAGCACCCAGGCAGAGACCAUCUCACUCAGCAAGAGAAUCCAGGAACUAGAGCUGGAGAACGCCAGGCUACGACAAGAACUGGAACAGACUUCACUGGAGAAGAACGCCCUCAACGAUGAGAUGGGGAGAGUCUUACAGGAGCACAAGGAGGUAGCGAAACAAUUCCUGAAGGAGAAAGAAAAGCAUGAAGCAGAGAGUGACAAGUUGAGACAGGAUCUGCUUGAGAAGGAAAAUGCCUUCAAGGAAUUUGAAGAAAAGGCAGAAGAGAGACUGAAGCAAGAGGUAGAAGCCACCCGGGAGGAACUCCUCAAGGAGCUAGCCGAGGAGAAGGCCCGGCACCAGAAGCUUCUCCAGGACUACAAUCGCCUUGAGCAACGCUGUGAGAACCUGAAGGAGGACCUAGAGGCCGCUCAGCACCCAGCGCAGCAAUACGUCCACCAUGUGAGGACGGACAGCAGCGAGGGCGGGGAGUCUGGCUACGGGACACUGUCGACGAACCAGGUUGAAGAUGUGGAGAGUGUGGAGAAUGACAUUCAGGAACAGGGUCAGGAGAAGGCGAGUAUGGACAUGACGGUGUUCCUGAAGCUCCAGCAGAGGGUCAGGGAUCUUGAGAAGGAACGUAAACAGUUUGAGACAAAGAUGGAGAAGAAGGAGUCCGAUACCCUGACCCACAGGAACACGAUGGAAGGAGACCUUGGUACUGCGACCGCUCAGCUACAAGCCUACAAAGAGGAAAACACAAAGCUGAAGGAAGACCUGACCACGCUGCACAAGGCCGUGGUCAGUGACUCUGCCGAAGAUGAUAUCCCUAACGUGCUUACUAAGCAAGUGUCUGUACUGAGUGAGGAAAACCACAAACAUCGGCAGGAGAUCGUUAGUUUAAAGACGGAGCUUGCCAAUGAGCGACGCCGGUUUGAGAACCAGAUGAACGGCGGCGCCGACUCGCCCGACAGCGGGAUCAACAAAGACAAAGAGCAACUCAUCCACGAGGAGAUUGAAUCGCUGGCGGAGGACGGUAACUUAGACGUCGCCUACAAAUCAGUCAAAAUGACAAAUCAUCUGUUUGCGGCCCUCUCAGCCAGCCAGACUAGUUUGCGCGACACUGUCUCAAAGUACGGCAGUUUGGCCGGAAAUCACAAUGACCUUCUGGUGGGCAAAAUAAUCUUAGAGAAGGAGGUCCAGGCACUGAAGAAGAAUCAUGAGGUAGAAACGAAGGAACUGAAGGAGACAAUAGAACAACUGAAGAUGGACAACGACCGGCAGCAGGAGAUUAUCGGACAGAGCUUGAAGAUGACACCAGAGGCCAGGAUUAACCAAACGGUGCAACAUGAAAUCUCAAGACUCACUAAUGAAAACCUGGAUCUUUUGGAGCAGAAUGAGUAUCUUGAGAAGCAAGUGAAGAAGUUGAAGAAACAAUUGAAGGUUGCGUACAGGAGAGUCACAAGCACAUUAGAAUCUUCAGCCACCCCGACAUCUUUAAGUGACACACCCGCCGCAUCUCACCUCUCGGCGCCGGCUAACAUCGGAGACACAACUCACAUAGCACCGGCUAACGUCAAGAUGAAGGAACGAGAGAUCUUAGGCAUGCUGGAAUACAGACAGGAAGAUGAUACUAAGAUUAUCAAGUCAGUUAUCAUUGACUUCCAACCGAAGAAUGCCGUGUCCUUUUUGCCGGGCUUACCGGCGUACGUCAUCUUCAUGUGUAUACGACAUGCUGAUGAUAUCAACGAUGAUCGGAAAGUCAAAGCUCUACUUACUGGUGUCAUCAAUGGAAUCAAGAAGACGGUUAAGAAACAUUUUGAGGACUUUGAGUAUGUAUCAUUCUGGCUGACUAACACCAUCAGGCUGAUGCACACACUAAAACAGUACAGUGGAGAAGAAAACUUUUCAAGUCAGAACACGAUUCGACAGAACGAUCACUGUUUACGUAACUUUGACCUGUCUGAGUACAGGCAGGUCAUGAACGACCUGGGAGUCCAUAUCUAUCAGAUGCUGGUGCACAUUAUCGAGAAUAAACUACAACCAAUGAUAGUCCCUGCAAUGUUGGAAAGUGACAGUGCGGGUUUGUCAACGAAGCCAUCUGGAUUGAGGGGUCGGAGUGCUAGUAUGUCAAGCGACUACGAUGGAGUCAAAAUAUCAAUAGAAUCACUCAUUAAGCAGCUCACCACAUUCCUGACCGUAAUGAAUAUUCAUGGAACUGACCCAGAGGUCGUGAGACAGGUCAUCAAGCAGUCCUUUUAUCUAGUAACAGCCAGUACUAUAAACAACAUACUGCUAAGGAAGGACAUGUGCCAUUGGUCUAAAGGAGUGCAAAUCAGGUACAACAUGAGCGAGUUGGAGGAGUGGUUACGAAGCAGUAAGGUUUACGACAGCAGUAUGGAGGACACUCUAGAACCCCUGGUGCAGAUUGCUCAACUCUUACAGGUUAAGAAGAGGACAGACGAUGAUGUCAAGCUGAUAUGUGAUACAUGCACAAAGCUCACAUCAACACAGGUGGUUAAGAUUCUGAAUCUCUACACGCCCGACGAGUACGAGAAGAAAACUGAGGUAAUGUUUAUCCGUAAGGUCCAGGCCAAGCUAAGCGGCAGGAUGGACCCCAAGAAGGAAGCGCAGCUUCUCAUCGACACCAAGUACACGUUCCCCGUUACCUUCCCAUACAACCCCUCGUCGGUUCUCCUGAACGAGAUCACGAUACCAGAUUCUUUCAAGUUGGAAUGCGUCAAGAGAGUAUGAUGUGUUUUUUUUUAAUCCCAUGUUGAUACGACUGUGAAAUUUGUAUUCUUCCCUGGGGAGUGAUGAUCCUUCUAAAUGAUGUUAAACUGUUUGUGUUACCCUGGUCAACCACUAGUCGUUUUAACCCUGGUUAGCCAUUAGUCGUUUAAGCCCUGGUUAACAAGUUAGUAGUUUUAAAUCGUGGUUAGCCGUUACACCCCCUUGCUGGCUAUUAAUGGGUUUCUGCCCUUAUUAUUUAAACCAGUGCUAAACAUGGUUCACUAUAAAGUAGUAUUACAAACUGGCUCUGUAGGAAGUGUAUAUCCUGGUUGACCUUAAGGAAGUGAUUACCGUAGUUUAACCUACAGGAAGUGGUGACCCUUGGGGACACUGGUCACCCUGAUUAACCUAUAGGUAGUGCUGACCCUAGUUGACCUUUAGAAAGUGAUUACUGUAGUUUGACCAACAGGAAAUGGUGACCCUUAGGAACAGUGAUCACCCUGAUUGACCUGUAGGUAGUACUGACCCUGGUAUGACCUUCAGGAAGUGAUUACCGUAGUUUGACCUGUAGGCAACAGUGACCACUAUCUGACAUGGUGACUCUGAUUGACCUUUAGGAUCUGCUGAAUCUUAAAGAUAGUGUAGACUCUGUUUGACCUUUGACCUAUUCAUGAAGUUACGACCAUGAUUAAAACUUCCCAGAAAGCUUUUUUGAAACGGUCUGUCUAUACCCUGUUAAUGAUCAAAACAUUGGAAAGUUUUGUGAAAGCCAUUGGUCUUCCUUAAGAGUGGGGCACGCCCAAAGAGAAAUGUUUAUCAAAACAUGGCAGCAGGGAGAGUUGAAGCAUAGAUUAAAUAUAAUUCAUAAUAAGGUAGUGCCCCCCCCCCCCCCCCUCACAAACACCCGAAAAAAAUUGUUUAUUUAACAAAUGAAAAUGAUAAAAAUAAAAAAAAAUAGGAAUAUUUUUUGUUAAAGUAUGGCUGUAGCACCUUAAGAAAAACUUAAUGUUUCCUUCCGUCGUAAUUUUGUCUUGUCUGAUGUUGCAUGUGCAGCAAAAAAGGUCAAAGUUGACAGCAAUAGGAUGC